Messenger RNA from Lichtheimia ornata, 1218 nucleotides. RefSeq lists its product as uncharacterized. The coding region runs from base 1 to 1218 and encodes 405 amino acids. The record is from RefSeq and is a predicted model, not a curated record. Lineage: Eukaryota; Fungi; Mucoromycota; Mucoromycetes; Mucorales; Lichtheimiaceae. The transcript has 6 exons.
AUGUGUCCAGACUUCACAACAUUGGAGCGACGAUGCACCGAACAGGUGUGUCACUGCGAUUGGCGGCUGACUAUAAGGGAAUGCGAAGAAGCGUAUGCCAUGCGGUAUAUUCACAUUGUCAACAUUGUGGUCUCCGGCUUUGCAACUCUCUUGUGUAUCUUCUCCUUGGCUUAUCGCAUGCUGUACAAGAAGGAAGCGCUCUGGGGCCGUAGACCUGGUACAGGAGCUGGCUUUUUGCGUCCGAAACCAAUCAACACAAUGCUCCUGUUAGGCAUCUUUUUCAAUGGAUUGCGCAUGACGAGCAGCGCGGUGAUUGUCAGCAAUGUCCUCCCAAGCAACUAUGCAAUACGAUUAUUUGUUUUUGAUAUUGCAUGGCAAUUUGGUUAUGGUGCGAUUGUUCUAUACCUGGUGGGGGUGUCUCAAGUUAUAAAGCAGAGCGUUAAUGCUUCGGGGUGGAUGCCUUCCGCACUCUUUGUUGACGUUAUUGGAUGUACUUUGUUCUUGAUCCCUUUCAUUUUCAACAACGUUAUUUCGGUCCUUGCAGGCGUAUUCGCUGACACACAUGUCCGAACAGCUACCAUCCUCAUCCGAACCCUUUACUUUGCUUGGUUCAUUGAAUGCACUGUAUUGAGUGCGCUUAUCGUUUAUGCUGGUGCACGGCUAAUCCGGAUUCUCAAGGAAAAUCAUCGUAAACUCAUGAACGUUAUUGCCGCUGAACACAUGACUGAAAUUCGUGCCGGUGUUGCCAAGAUCCGUGCUCAAGUGAUUAUCCUAUCUGUCGCCCUUGCCUUAUUCGCUAUCGCACUGUGUCUACAAGGCGUGCUUCGCUCAAGGAUUAUGAGCCAUACGACAGGCAAUGUGAUUAUCUCGGUGCCGUGGAUGUAUAUAGGCAGCAUCACUACGUUUGCAUUCUUAUUGGCGAUCCUCAUGAGCCCAACCGAUAUUAUGCAAAACCCUGCAUUUGCAAGCUUGCGAAAAACCUCAAAGGAUUUGAAUACGGCGAGGAACAUGAAUGAUUUGGAAGCACAGCGUCAACAUCAGCCAUCAAGUAGAGAAGAAAGCAGCAUCCUUAGUGGCAUAUCAAAAGCCUUUGACCCUGAUGAAUCUUCAACAACGGUUGAUUUUGAGACGCCAACCAGAGAUCGCAACUCCUUUAUUACAGCCCAUGAUGAUGGAAAGUCUGAAAAGGCUGUUGUUGAACACAUGGAUAUCAACUGA